Messenger RNA from Cariama cristata (Red-legged seriema), 546 nucleotides. RefSeq names its product homeobox protein NANOG-like. The record is from RefSeq and is a predicted model, not a curated record. Lineage: Eukaryota; Metazoa; Chordata; Aves; Cariamiformes; Cariamidae. The transcript has 3 exons. The annotation marks the transcript as partial. Gene Ontology annotation, biological process: regulation of transcription by RNA polymerase II. Gene Ontology annotation, molecular function: RNA polymerase II cis-regulatory region sequence-specific DNA binding; DNA-binding transcription factor activity, RNA polymerase II-specific.
AUGUGUGCACACUUGGCUUUACCAGCCUACCAGGCGUACCCCGGUGGGACUGGUAUGGGGUACCUGGAGUUUUACUGGAACUCGCUGGGAGAGGCAGGACAUGUCCCAGCUUCGGCUGGGCCCGGAGGAACCACCAGUGCCAGUCAGUCUCCGGAGGCAGGAGGGAAGAGGCAGAUGGCAGAAGUAUCCCCAGCUUCGUCCAGUUCUGGGAAUUUCAGCCAGUUCACACCAGAUUCAGCCACUAGUCCACAUUCGGCAUCUUUGUCCCCACAGCCUGCGGCUAAGUCUCGGAAAGACAGAGAAGAUGGCAUGGAGGGAGUGAGGAAGGCCAAGAGCCGCACGGCUUUCUCCAAGGACCAGCUGCAAACCCUGCACCAGCGGUUCCAGAGCCAGAAGUACCUCAGCCCCCAGCAGAUCCGGGAGCUGGCUGCUACCCUAGGGCUCACCUACAAGCAGGUGAAGACGUGGUUCCAGAACAGGAGGAUGAAGCUGAAAAGAUGCCAGAAGCACAGCCUGUGGACUGAACGGGCUCAGUGCCUCACGCAG